Messenger RNA from Colletotrichum chrysophilum, 2832 nucleotides. RefSeq lists its product as uncharacterized. Gene Ontology annotation, molecular function: phosphatidylinositol binding. Bases 1 to 2832 code for a protein of 943 amino acids. The transcript has 7 exons. NCBI's taxonomy places the organism in Eukaryota, Fungi, Ascomycota, Sordariomycetes, Glomerellales, Glomerellaceae. The record is from RefSeq and is a predicted model, not a curated record.
AUGGCUUCGACAUCGCAAGAUCAACCCCAGAAUGGUGCUGCUGUAGCGUCCGCCCAGGACCCGGCUCCGGCCGUCAAGUCUGACCUGCAGCUCCCCGUCCGCACCAAGAGCGAUGCCUCUAUCCCUCCGCCGGGUCAAUCUCUGACGGGCAAGCAAGAGCACUACCUCAAGCGAGAGCUGAUCUCCGAGCAAGUCAGGUACGAAAUCUCAGAGCUCAACUCUCCCACGGCCCUAAAGCGCUUCGGCGCCCCCUUCAAAUCCGACGUCGGCGAGGUCUCCCCCUUGGACUCUGAGCUCCCUAUCCUGCGCUACAUCUUCGUUCACCAUGUUCGCGAUUUCCCGUUCCUUGACAAGGCCAAGGAGAAGGAGUUUUGGCAAGACAAGCUGCAACUGUUCCUGGAAUCCUUUGCGACGAAGAACAUUUCAUCCUCCGAAGACAGAUUGGAAGAAACGAAGAGACGCAAGUUGGCCAUAAAAUGUCAGAAGCUAGUCGAGUUGAUGAUGGUGUCGGGUUGCAAGACCUCCUCCGGCUUCGAAGAGAGGAUACGAUUUUCGGAGAUCGAGGUCGUGGACAGCAAUGCGAUUGACACGGGAGUCAUGCACACAAUGCCGGAGGGAAACUACAUCAAUGGCUGGGACGUGAAUGUCACCGCCGUGCGCAUUACUUCGGAAAGGAAGACCAUCAGGACUCACAAGCAUGCGGAAUUCCUCAUGCGCAUCCACCGCAAGGGCGAACUCGAGUUUUUCAUCGGCAGAAGGUAUGGCGAUUUUAUGAGAUUGCACAAGAGACUACGUAUAGAGUUACCCGGAAAGGUCCUCCCAACUUUACCCAAGAAGAACAAGGCGGAUACCACGACGUCGGGCCUGUUCUCCUCCCUCACUGGUGGUGGAUCUCCUGACUCUUCGGCGUCGUCAAUUUCCUCUGCAUCGACACAAAUGACCGGCCUCGCUCCCCCAAGCGAGCCUUCUAAGCUAUCAAUCAGAGGGCACAAGCGCGCAGGCUCUACCACCUCCGGCCGCAACUCACCCCGCGUGUCAACCGACAGCAGACCGAGAAGCCCUCUUCCUUUCCUCAGCAAGAAGAACAACGAGCCCGUCACGUUAUGGCGGGAGAGCCAGCGCGUUUCACUUAGGGCGUUUUUGCGCUCUCUCCUGUCAAACCCUCAGAUUGCGCAGACCAAGGCCAUGGAGGAAUUCCUCACCAAGGAUCCAAUCACGCCGACCGAUGCCGAUAUCGACGACAUUGAGCGGAGAAAGGCUGUUGACCAGUUGCGCAUGGAGGAGCAGAAGAAGUUCUACGAAAUUGCGCGGAAGCGCGCAGCGGAGCUCGACAUCUACAUGGAAGAGUUCCGUCAGGAGAUUGUUGAACGAAACGGUCUGACCUCGCUCUUCAAGGAGAUCAAGGAUAAGGAGACCAUUCAGGACCUGAGCAUCCAGUACCGCAAGUUUGCCGAGUGGUUGAGGAUAGAGGUCGCGGCUACAAUCUACCACCUGUUUCUCGCGGAGGACAACUCUCCUGAGCUGUUUGCCCAAGCUAAGAGGAUCCACUCGCUCAUUCCGUAUACCGUCAUGAAGAACGUUAUUAGAAUCGCUAAUCCCGCGGCUGUCAUGUCCGGCGUCCUGGACAUCUUCCUGGCACAACCCUUCGGCACACGCUCACUCCUGCAGCGCAUCUUUUCCCUUACGCUGAACGACGGCAUCCGGAGUUUCCAGAAGUCCAUUGACACUCUUGCUGCCAAGAUUGGCGAUGAGGUCCUGACCAAGAAACUGAAGAUGUACACGGAAGCAGAGGACCACAUUAAGGUGGCUAUUCGGGAGGAAGCUCAGUCGGAGGACAUGGACAUUAUUGUCGUUAUUCUGCGCUCGGAGUACCUUGAGCCUGCCUUGACCUCGGAGCAAAUCGGCCGACUGUACAACGCUUACGUGGCAUUCAACAACGCGGUCGAGAACGUGGAUGAAGAGCUCAAACAGGGCGCGCAACUGUUUUCGUACCUUAAGCAGUUCUUGAAACUGUGCACGAGGCAGCACGACAAGGCGAUGAUGUUGCAGUUGGUCGAGGAGCCAGUAACUCUCCAGCUCUUUAGGGAUCUCUUCACCAUCUUCUACGAGCCGCUUGUCAGGGUUUACAAGUCUGCGAACGUUUACAACAGCGUCACCGACUUCGCCGUCUUUAUCGACGACAUGAUUCAGGUUGUCGAGAAAUGCCAGGAGCAGGACGCUUCCGCGGACCCGAACCAGACUGUGCAAGCGUUCAUCGAUCUCUGCCAGAGGCACGAGCACAACUUCUACAAGUUCGUGCAUGAAGUUCACACACAUGACAAUGGACUCUUCGACCAGUUGAUGGGUUGGAUAGAAGACAUCCUGGAAUUCCUCAGAAAGGGCCCCAAGAAUGGCACUUUGAACAUCAACGCGCUAUUCGAGGGAGGUGUUAGCUCAGGUGCGAUCGACAAGGCCAAGGUCAUCGAAGAAGUGAACGCACUCAUCGCCUGGCAAGAGGCCAGGAAGAAGUGGCACCAUGACAAGACACGGCAAAAGAUGGCUGCUGAGGGUAACGGCGGCCCAGAUCUCGUACCCACGGGCUUCUCUUCCUCCGAUUUCGGUCUUGAUCAACAAGAUCUUCAGGAUAUGGCUUACGAGGAUGAAGAAGACGACGAGGCGGAGGCAGAAGAGGAAGACGAGCUCGACCCUAUUGAGGCCGAGCGUCGACGUCGCGCUAAGAGACGCGACAGGCUUCGCCGGAGCGCUGGCGAACCGGUCAAGCCGCCAGUGUCUGAGGUUCAUAAACUCAAGGAAAACUUCCUUGUCAUGUUGCGCGAGGUUCUUGCCGAGUAA